Molecule: messenger RNA, 3839 nt
Organism: Phodopus roborovskii (desert hamster)
Lineage: Eukaryota; Metazoa; Chordata; Mammalia; Rodentia; Cricetidae
Gene: Bend7
Product: BEN domain containing 7
Exons: 9
Coding region: 406-1710 (434 amino acids)
Molecular function (GO): DNA binding
Source: RefSeq, a predicted model, not a curated record
CGCCGCCGCCGCCCUCCCUCGGCUCGCUGCGUCCCCCCGGCCGCGUCCGCAGGCUGAGCCCAGGCGGGCCGCGGCGAGCACCCCGCAGCUCCGCGCCCCCGCCCGGCCCCGCUCCCAGCGGAAAGUUGGGCUGCGGCGGGCGGCGUUCGGGAAAGAGCGAGGCGGCAUGAGGGGGCACCGAAGGGGCGCCUAAGACACCGAGAAGGCGGCGCCGCGCGAGGGCACAACUUCACCCGGGAGCUCGUUCCCGCAGCCCCCGGCCGGGCUCGCGGUGGUUCCUCCCGUCCCUCGGCCUCCCCCGCCGAUCGAGACGCGGACCUUGGUCCCGGCGGCUCCGCGGUGGUGCCACGAGCCCGCCUCAGCCGCCGCCUCAGUCUCCUGCCGCGCCGCCACCUUGCCCGCACCAUGGAGUUCUCCGAGAGGAAAAGAAGCAGGAAAUCCCAGAGCUUCAAACUGGUGAGCCGAGAUUAUCACCAUGAUGUGUAUAAGAUCUCAGAAUUCAGCAAUGAUGUUAAUGGGGAGACCAAAGAGACACAACCCGUUUUUUUAGGAGAUGAGAACAUGGAGAUUAAGAAACAAAUUACAGGGAUGAGAAGAUUACUGAAUGACAGCACUGGGAGGGUAUAUCAACGUGUCGGCAAAGAAGGAGAAAAACUGAAAGAAGAGCCUCAGGAUAUGAACUCAGUCUGGCCUCAGCAUUUGAACUCCUCUGCCGAGGCCCCACAGGGUCUCCACCCUCCUUCACGUGGGGCGUGGAAUGAACUACCCACCCAAAGUGGGCAGUUCUCAGGGCAGCGUGGUACACGUUCUAGAGCCUUCCAGAGUCAGCCCCACACCUCUGCAAGUUCCAAUGGAGAACUUCCAGGGGCGAACUCAUCAGCUGGAUCCAACUGCUGUACUUGUAACUGCCAGUCAACAUUGCAAGCCAUUCUCCAAGAACUCAAGACUAUGAGGAAGUUAAUGCAGUUUCAAGCAGUUGGAACUCAAAACAGACAACAACCCCCAAUUUCCCUUAUAUGCUCCCAGCGAACUGCUGUCUCACGAAAGAGAAAUAAAAAGAAAAAAGUGCUCCCAAAGACUGUGGAACCUGUGACUGUGAAAACAAAACCCAGUCCGUUGGAAAUUGAGAAGAAGUCAGCAGCCGAGGCCACAAGGCCAUCUGGUCUCCAAGCCACAGAGCACACCUCCAGUGAGGAGAGCCACGUCCUGGGAUUUGGUAUUGUUCUCGAAUCGCCUUCCUCAGAUCCAGAAGUGCAACUUGCUGAAGGCUUUGAUGUGUUUAUGCCUAAAUCCCAGCUGGACUCUAUAUUGUCAAACUACACUCGCUCAGGAAGCCUUCUGUUUAGAAAACUGGUGUGUGCAUUUUUUGAUGACAAGACUUUGGCUAACUCCUUACCCAAUGGCAAGAGGAAAAGAGGACUCAACGACAACCGGAAAGGGCUAGACCAAAACAUUGUGGGUGCAAUAAAAGUCUUUACAGAAAAGUACUGUACUGCGAACCAUGUGGAUAAACUUCCUGGCCCGAGAGACUGGGUACAGAUUCUACAGGAUCAAAUUAAACUAGCCAGAAGAAGGUUAAAAAGAGGCUCAGCAGCAGAGGUAGCUGACGGGGAUGAAAGACUGGACGGCAUUUCGCUACCACCAACAGGUAAUAUAUUUGUCAUCAAGAGAGAGACUCCAGAGGACCCAGAACCAGGUUCCAUUGCCUAGACUUGCAGUUUAGCGCACCUUUCCAUUUCCUCAAAAGUCCACGUAGCAGUUGAGGUUCCUGCAGUGUGGGUGUUCUGUGGUGACUUGUCCUGCCUGAAUAAUUUCUUUGUAACAUGUGGUGUCACGACUCCAAUUUGGCAUAAUCUUUUCUUUUAAAAAAAUCAUGUUUUAGAGUUGUUACCCUUUAAACAUCCAACGUGUGUGACAGGUCAUAAAGAAGCAGUUCUCUUCCUGUUUUUACUCAUUCAUAGUCUGUGUGAAUACACAGUCUUUUUAAACGUAUUUAUUUUAAUGUAAAUUGCUUAGCUGCAUGCAGAGGAAACCUUCUCUUUCCAGGACUGAUAGAGGUUGCAAAGUGGCAUUAACUAAUGCUUCAGCUUGGAGAAGGAAAUGUAGUUUUGGGAGAUGGCAUAGCUCUGACGUGGUCUGUGAAGUCAUUUAUGACAUCAGUCAUAGUAACCCAAAACAGUCAUUCAGAACUGAAGUACAAAUGAUGUAUGAAUUCUUAGGAAAUAAAGCACUUUCAUGUAAUUUAUGAUGCUGUCAUGACAAAAAAGUUAACUCAAAGCAACCAGCCAUCUGCUUAGGAGCCAUCAAGCAUUUGAGCAUGGUUUAAACUGAGUGGCUUUGACCCUGUUUUCAUGUUCAUUCUAUAGUUUAUCUGGUUCCUCAUUCACUUGCCUUCUACCUUAUUAAAACUAAAAUAAAUGUGAGAAAAAUCUGGGUUUAUUUUAAAGAAAUCUCUGCUGUGUGGAUAUUUGCUUUGCAGAAGUAUUUACCUCCUUAUCUCCGCAUUGUUGCCCUAAUGAAAUAGUGCACUGAAAAUAACACUUAUUUAGAAAACCUUGCAUUUGCACCUUCUUUGUCAUGUAAAGCAAAUUGCCCUGAAUCUUGGGCACUUGACACAGAAGGCCAAAAACUGCUGCAAAGAAAUGUGACUGUCGAUCCACGAAACCCCAGGGGUAAAAACUGCCAUGACAAAAGCUUAGCCUUUCCCUAGUGUUCAUCUCAGCCAUAGGUUAGAACCAACAGUUAGUGCUGCUGGGACUGAGUCCCGCCUUCUGUUUUGCCUGAGAGAACUGAGAGUUAGGUAAGUGGUUGCUUAGGGUCGGGUUACCCUUCAUAGUCAGCUGGCAUAGAACCUGGACAUCAGUGUGCUGUGUGACGUCAUACUGAACAUGUAAUACUAAAGGUAGGAGGAGUAGGGUAGCACUCCACUGAGACCAGCUAAUCAAUGAUGAUGAUAGAUGAUAUCCCUGGAAUGUGAUAAAGUGUGCUUUUUGGUGCUGCUUGAGGAGUCCAUCUAGCAACUAGAUAGCAACAUCUCAUCUGUGUACCUUUUACAUCUCUUCCUUUGGAAGCUGCAGGGAUGGCUUGGAAAUUAUUCCCAUCAUACCUCUCAGUUACUGUUCUCUGUUUCCAGCCAGCCCUAAUCCCUAUGUUUUAUUGAGUGGUCUGAUGAGCUGUAGACAAAUCAAGAUUUUACUUAAUUCUGUAACAGAUCCUAGAAGAAAAAAAAAAGUCUUCUGCCUCCUAGAAUGAAAUACUCAAGAGAGUAGAAAAGCUGAGUUCGUGCCCUUCGCUCUAUUAAAUGAUGGUGAAUGUGUUUUCAGUACAGGAAGGACAUAUACUUACAACUGUAGGCCUGUUCAGUAUGCACUACAAACCUUCAAAACACUUCCUUCCAAGCCUCAGUGACAGCUUGGAGUCUUCAAUACUUGAGGAGGGUAGGAUCAUCCAGUUCACUGAUAAGUGCAAUAGAGUCACAAAUUGGAAAGGCAGACCAAAACUGCAACAGUAAAAUCAUAUUUUAUAAGUUUAAAUUGUAUUUGUGUUAAUUUACUGUGACUACUGUUCAGCUUUGUUCAGAAACCCUUUUUAUAGGCUUUCUUAGCAAAAGAAAGAAAAAGAAAAAAAGAUCCAUGUCUAUGGAUGUGUCUCAGUCUUCUGUACAUAUGUUUUAUUAAUAUGUAAAUAUUCAGAUUUUUUAAAAAUUACUAUGUUCUUUUAAAAAGAAUUCAGUGUAAAGCUAGUUGUGAAAAUGGUGUGUAACACUGUGUUGUGAUAUCAACUUCCAAGAUGCCCUUUAUGUCCAUUCUGGAAAAAUACAAUAAAUUACUUUAAUUGAA